Messenger RNA from Labeo rohita (rohu), 1039 nucleotides. RefSeq names its product pentraxin fusion protein-like. The record is from RefSeq and is a predicted model, not a curated record. Lineage: Eukaryota; Metazoa; Chordata; Actinopteri; Cypriniformes; Cyprinidae. The transcript has 3 exons. The coding region runs from base 269 to 949 and encodes 226 amino acids.
AAGUGUUUCCUCAUAUAAAUGUUUAACUAGCUUUCAUGCAGUUCUGCUGAUUAUUAUUUAAAUCUAAUACAAGAACACAUGCUCCAUAUAGUCUUUUAAUAAAUGCACUGAAUGUCAGUGCAGGACACAUCAACUUCUCUUUUACAGGUUGAACAGAAAAAGACAUUGGGAGGGCUUGAACUAUAACUGGAGGUCAAUACACUUUGCCAAUAAAGUCUGGUCAACAAAAACAGCUGAGCUGAACAGAUCUUCUCUCAGAUAACAACUGAUGAACAUGACCUGCAUCAAGAUGUUGGCACAAGUGCUUUUAUUUUUCUGUCUGCUGUAUCUGACACCAGCGGUUACCACAGUGGGACUUAGUGGUGGAGUUCUUCUGUUUCCAACCGAGACUGACUCGAGUUAUGUUAAACUCAUUCCUGAAAAGCCACUGAGUCUUUCAGCAUUUACACUGUGCAUGCGUGUCGCGACAGAGCUCCAGGGUGAGAGGGAGAUCAUUCUUUUCGCCUACCGCACACAUGCCUAUGACGAGCUAAACGUGUGGAGAGAGAAAGAUGGCCAUUUGUCCUUUUACCUCAGUGGUGGAGGAGCACUUUUCCAUCUGCCUCCUCUCUCUACCUUCCAGACCCACCUGUGCAUCACCUGGGAUUCUGCGACUGGUCUUGCUGCCUUCUGGGUGGACGGACGUCGUAGUGUGUCCCAGCUUUAUAGAAAAGGACACACAAUCCGUCCUGGCGGCACCGUCCUGCUUGGCCAGGAUCCUGAUAAUUAUGUGGGUGGUUUUGAAGCAAGUCAGAGCUUUGUGGGAGAAAUUACAGAUGUGCACAUGUGGGAUCAUGUUCUCUCUGCCACCGAGAUCAAGGGGGUUUAUUCAAACCAGGAACCUUAUGUGCCCAAGGGAAACGUGAUUAACUGGAACACCGUUAAAUAUGAGAUUAAUGGAGAGCUGUGAAAAAGAACUGAUUGUGAUCAGUUAUAAUAUCACAUAUACAGUGCACAAAGCAUUUAAGGCUAAACAAUAAAUUUGAGUAUUACGACUGAA